CGGGGCAACGAGAAGGGCUGCAGCAAACAAGCCGUCGGCUCGGCGCUCGCCUUGGGUACUUUCUCAGCCAGCGCUGUGGUUUUUAAAAGCCUGACCCACUUUCCUCACCACAAGUCAUGAUCUCCUGAUCUUCGAGUUGUCAUCCUGAAGACAAAGUUCUGAAAUGGCCAGUAUCACAGAUAAAGAGGCGGUUCGGGCGGAGCUUGAAUCUGUAGAAGCCGAGCUGGAGGUGUUGGAGCUGCAGAUCUCUGAGCUUCUGGAGAAGCAGUCUUCACUAACCUCCAGGAAGAGCAGACUGUUGAAGCUCCUGGACGGCUCUAACGACCCCUCGCAACCCUCAGGAUCUGGGAAGCCCCCCAAAGCAGUCUUCAGCAAAAAAGACCUUCAGAACUAUGAGGAGUCUGACUUCUCGUGGUCAGAAGAGGUUCAGAAGAAGCUGGAGAGUGUGUUCAAGCUGUCGAAGUUUCGGCCACUCCAGCAGGCAGCCGUCAACCUCGGCAUGGCGGGGAAAGACCUGUUCUUGGUCAUGCCCACUGGCCGGGGCAAGAGCUUGUGCUACCAGCUCCCGGCUGUCUGCUGUAAAGGGUUUACACUGGUUAUUGCUCCACUGGUGUCCUUGAUGGAGGAUCAACUCAUGUAUCUGAAGUCCAUUAACGUGCCUGCUGUGACACUCAACGCGUCUAGCACGAAGGAAGAAUCUAAAUUUGUUAUGGCAGGCAUGAUCGAUACAAACAGCCCCUUCAAACUGCUGUAUGUAACCCCAGAGAAGAUUGCCAAGAGCAAAUUACUGAUGUCUAAGCUGGAGAAGGCCUACAAUAUGGGACUGUUGUCCCGCAUUGCAGUGGAUGAAGUUCACUGCUGCAGUCAGUGGGGUCAUGACUUCCGACCAGACUACAAGCUUCUGGGCAUCCUGAAGAGACAGUUUCCCAAGGUGCCUCUGGUGGGGCUGACUGCAACCGCAACCAGCAGCGUUCUCCAGGACUGCCAGAAGAUUCUGUGCAUUCCACAACCCGUCACGCUCACGGCCCCGUUCAACAGGCCGAACCUCUACUACGAGGUUCGAUUCAAAGAUAAUGACGGCUCGACCAAAGAAAUAGCAGCACUGAUCGAAGGACGAUACAGGGACCAGUCAGGGAUUGUGUACGUGUUCUCUCAGAAAGACGCCGAGGCCGUGUCUGCUGACCUGCAGCGCCGGGGUAUACUGGCACAGCCGUACCAUGCCAACAUGGAGCCGGCGAACAAAAGCCUGGUCCAUCAGCAGUGGUCCAGCAGAAAGAUCCAGGUGGUCGUUGCAACUGUGGCUUUUGGAAUGGGCAUCGACAAGGCAGACGUGAGAUUUGUGAUCCACCACACCAUUAGCAAGUCGAUGGAGAACUACUAUCAAGAGAGUGGCCGGGCAGGGAGAGACGACAGUCCAGCGGACUGCAUUGUGUACUACGGAUUUGCAGACAUUUUCCGGAUCAGUACCUUGGUAGUCAUGGAAAACACGGGCCAGCAGAAGCUUCAGAACAUGGUGGCCUACUGUCAGAACGUGGACAGAUGUCGCCGUGCCAUGAUGGCAGUCCAUUUUGACGAAGUUUGGGAUGAUGAAGAGUGCAACCAAAUGUGUGAUGUCUGUCGGCAUGGCAACGACUACAUCACCAUGGAUGUCACCAAGCAUGCACGCGACGUGGUGGGUAUGGUGGAGCAGGCUGCAUCUCUGGGUGAGAAGAUGACCCCUCUGAAGGUGUGCGAGACCUGGAUGGGUAAAGGGAACGCCAAGCUCCGCAAAAUGACCAAGGUCACGAACCUGUCCCGUGUGGAAGUGGAGGCCAUCGUUGCCCAUCUCUUAUUACAUGGCUAUUUCAGUGAAGACUUCAGUUUCACUCCGUACACAACCUACUUCUACCUGAAGGCAGGACGCAGAGCUGCUCUGCUCAGGAGCGAAAACCACUCGGUCAUGAUGAAGAUGAGAAGAAGAGUGUCUGUGCCCGGCCAGGGGAGUCCAGACGCAGCCUCAAGUGGUGUGCAAGUUGACACUGUGCUGAAGGUAGACAUGUUCGCUCCCCUUAAUGUUGUCAAUGCGGACUUGCAUGGAAAUGCCAAAUUAAUUAAAAUGGACAAGGACCAGCAGAACCUGGAGAAGAAACGUACCCAGAACCUGGAAGAGAACAUUUCUUUAAAUUCACCUGAAUGUGACCGGCCUUCUGUGAUUGAGGUCGACGUAGAGGUCAGCAUUCAAGAAAAGAGCCAUAUAACUGGAGGUGGUGGAUCAUCACAAAGUGAUGAUGGGCUUAAAUUUAACAGCAAGCGAAGGUCGGUGUCCCCUCAUAAGAGACGGCCGUUAUCGCCUCUGAAUUCGGACUGCGUCUGUAAACCCAAGCAAAACCCAAAAUCGGUCCUGGUCAGCUGUCCAUCAGAGGCCUCCAUCAUUUCUGCAGCAGCCCUGGAAGAGCUGUCUGACCUGCGGAGUUACUACAACAAGCAGUUAAGGCGGAUUAACUACAUUUCCCAUGAGCAGUUGCAAGACUCCAGUUCCGGAAUGUUGACCUGCAUCCGAGAGCCGCUGCGAAGUCUGCGGCUCCCCUCGAGCACAACGAUAGCCAGAAGAGCCCGAAACUUAUGGACCCGCGUCAGUAUGAGAAGAAAACUCAUCCAGAGAUGACCGUGCUUAUUCAGCUCCUUAAAUGCUUUUUUUUUUUCUUUUUUUUUUUUUAAAAUUCAUGUUGAACGUAAGAUUGUGUUUUGUUCUGAACAGUUAUGUUUUUGAAGACCAUGUGAAAUUCCUCUUUUCAGGGAUAUUUUGAAAUAGAACUGUACUGUAUACAUGUUGAAACAUUUGAUGUGUGUUUUUUUUUUUUUUUUUUUGUUAAGACUUCACUUAUGUUAUCAGUAUUCAUAAUUAGUUUGACUAAUUUAUAUCUUAUUAGCUAGUACUGGUAGCACUCAACAACAAUAAAAGGGUGACCGAAGAU
Molecule: messenger RNA, 2954 nt
Organism: Electrophorus electricus (electric eel)
Lineage: Eukaryota; Metazoa; Chordata; Actinopteri; Gymnotiformes; Gymnotidae
Gene: recql
Product: RecQ helicase-like
Biological process (GO): DNA replication; double-strand break repair via homologous recombination
Cellular component (GO): cytoplasm; chromosome
Molecular function (GO): four-way junction helicase activity; 3'-5' DNA helicase activity; ATP binding
Source: RefSeq, a predicted model, not a curated record